Molecule: messenger RNA, 3280 nt
Organism: Puntigrus tetrazona (Sumatra barb)
Lineage: Eukaryota; Metazoa; Chordata; Actinopteri; Cypriniformes; Cyprinidae
Gene: zdhhc21
Product: zinc finger DHHC-type palmitoyltransferase 21
Exons: 10
Coding region: 309-1103 (264 amino acids)
Biological process (GO): peptidyl-L-cysteine S-palmitoylation; protein targeting to membrane
Cellular component (GO): endoplasmic reticulum; Golgi apparatus
Molecular function (GO): protein-cysteine S-palmitoyltransferase activity
Source: RefSeq, a predicted model, not a curated record
CGUCUACAAAAAGCGUUCCGCGCUCCGCGGCUUCCGUACAAUCACAGUCCAGGAAGAGCAGAUAUCUUUCAAUCUUAGAAUCCAGCGCUGAACCCGCGACACCCGACUGAGAAACCACCGCGUGACAAAAUCAUAUCGCUCAGAUAUUGGUCAAGAUCAGUUAAAUAUCUGGGCGUAUACUCGAACAAAGCCGGUGUAGUCCAAUUGUCAUGGCUAGAGCCGCUGUGAUGCUGCUGCUUUCUGUGGACUGACACCGUUAACAAGAAGCUGCUUCUCUUACCCUGGCACAGUCACAAACAUCUGGAAGGAUGAAGCUGCGACUGCAUUUUGUGGUGGACCCCAUGGGCUGGUUCUGCAUAAGCAUGGUCCUGUUUGUCUGGCUCUAUAACAGCGUCCUGAUUCCCAAACUGGUGCUGUUGCCGCAUUAUGCAGAGGGACACAUACCUGCUGUAUUUGUGGUCUUGUACUAUUUAGCAUCACUUCUGUGCGUCUCAGCAUUGUUCAGGGCUUCCACCGCCGACCCCGGAAAACUUGCUCAGGAUCCCAAAAUUCCACUCGCAGAGAGAGACAACUGGGAACUGUGCAAUAAAUGCAACGUAAUGAGGCCAAAGCGGUCACACCACUGCAGCCGCUGUGGCCACUGUGUCCGGCGCAUGGAUCACCACUGUCCCUGGAUUAAUAACUGUGUUGGGGAGGAUAACCACUGGCUCUUUUUGCAGCUGUGUUUUUACACUCAGGUUCUGAGUCUCUACACUCUGGUGCUGGACUUCUGCCAGUACUACUACUUCCAGUCCCUGUCCUCGGUAGACGGGGUGGACUUUGUGGUACGUCAUGAGUUGGCUUUUCUGCGUGGUUCCUGUUUCAUGGGGCUGAUCAUGUUUGGUGGAAUGAGCAGCCUUUUCUACACACAAGUCAAAGGAAUUCUUGCAGACACAACUACUAUAGAGAAGAUGUCACACUUACUAGAAGACAUUGGAUCGCGCCGGUCGUGGCAGCAAGCGAUGGCUGAGGUGUUUGGCACUCGCUGGAAGAUCCUGUGGUUCCUGCCGUUCAGGAGCAGACAGCCUCUAAGGCUCAACUUGACCUCCCGCUCUCAUGUGUAGACAGACAGACAGAGACACACACAUCUCUCCAGUGGGGAAGGUCACCCUCCCUCCAAAAAUCCUCUUCAAAUUCGCUUGGUAUCUAUACUGGAUUAAACCUUUUCAGGUUCUUCGGAACAGCUAAGAAUAAUCUGACACAUAUCUAUUCAUAUAGAAUGAAUACCUUUUUUUUUUUUUUUUUCUUGUUUUGACUGCACACUCUGCUGCAGGUUUGUAUGUACUACUGAAAAAUGAUUCCAGGGAGUAGUUUAUUGUGAGACUUGGUUGUCUCCAGGGUAACCCUUAUUUUGUUGAGACCUCAGCCCAGUCCAUUCCCCUAGGUCUAGAUCAUACGAGUAGGGACACAAGUGGGCGGCGAUUGUCUGCUUUUAUGGAGUGUUGAUGGCUCUUGAGGUGUGUCAUGACCUCUGGCAUGGGUAAAAGACACUGAAGUACACACACACACACACACACACACACAGUUUACAAUAACUCGCUAUCAUGCACAUAAUCACACAUACCUCACCAAGCACUGCUAAUGCCUCUGCUUCACGUUUGACUACUACUGCAGUUUAUCUCUGUUUUUCAUUAUUAAUGUUUGUGUGCCUUUUACAAUCAACAACUUUUUUUGUCUUUUUAUUACAAAUGUUAUUUUAAACAAGCAUCAUGUUUUUUUUUUUUUUGAGGAGCUAUGAAAGUGUUAAUAAUAACUUAAUGUAAGUUUCAUAUUUGAAAACGUUAUUGCAAUAAUAUUAAUUUUGCUAAACGAUAAAAUGUUCUAAAUUAAGUUAAUUGAUGUAAAGAUGUAAUUCACUAAAAAGGGAUGAAUGAAACUUUUUUUUUUUUUUUUUUUUUUUUUUUUUUUUUUUUUUUUUUUUUGCCCAUAUUUUUACUGAAGGUUGCACAACACUACGGCACACAAGCCCUUGCUUUGUUAUUAAAUUCUCUCUUGAACUUUUCAGUGUGAUUCAGAUCAACCCUAAAAUCUAGUAGCAAAACAGCAGUUUUCUGAAGUGCCUCUAGUCAUGUUAACUUGCUCUCUGUUAGGUGCACAAAUACACCACUGUGACUUUUUGGUUUUAGAUCAGACUUACUUUACUGUGUCUUCAGGUAAACUGUAAUGAUCCACAAGAGCGUUUUAGUUCAUAUAAUACAUUAUAGGUGAAACAAUUACUGCACAAUAAUAUGCAUGAAUAGUUAUUUGCGCAAUUGUGUUUUUUGUCCACUAGGCCUGAGAGUAAAUGAUGCCUCUAUGAUUUGAAAACGUUCUUCUCCUGGCUGCACUGGUGGUGUCCCGGCAGCCCUCACUAGCCUAAUUCUAGCUCUAGUCCACAUUCCAUUCAAAAUGAAAACGAAUUUAAUUCAAAAUGCACCUGAAUAAUGUUUAUAAAACGGUUGCUUGUUUUUUUUUGUUACAGCACUUGAGUCCAAGCUGACAACAUUUACUUUAUAUGAGAGAUACAUACUUGAAUAUUUAUUUUGAAUAUCAUGCGUUUAACUUGUCUUUUUUCUUUCUUGGUGUUGUACUUUUUCUUUUUUAAAUUUCUUAUUCUUUAUUGUGAUUUUAGGUUCUAAUAACUGACUAUUAAAAAUACUGUUUUUAUGGUUCUUUUAAAUUUUUGAGUGUUGUAGCAGCUUUGCUCUUUUGCUUAUUUUAAAGACAUUUUAUUUUGUUUGUUUCUUUUUAUUGCUAAACCAAUGAUAUGUUGUAUGUAACACUGGGUGCAAUGCAGGGGCGUCAUAUUUAUUUAAUAUAUAUAACAUUACAGAGUAGUUUAUCUCCUUAUAUUAACAUGAUAUCGAUUAAGAGAGCUUAUAAAAGAGCAGUAUACUCACUAUAGCUGUUCAUAUACAGUAGGCCAUCUUCACAUUUUUGUGUCAUUGUAAAGCAAUAAAACCUGCUAGAAGUUAUUCACUAUUAUAGCAGAAAUGACAAUUGUAUGUGCAGGUAGUUCACUGAACGUCAUUUUAUUUGAAUCUCCUCAUGAAUAUUAUAAUGUAUACACACUCCUAAAUGCUGUCCUGUGGAGGAUGACGGCCCAAUUCAGGUUUAUGAUCUAAAUAUAUCAGUUAUGGUGUCUAUUUCCUUAAUUUGUGGUUUCAGUCACAAAGUUUAUUUUGUAAUCAUGAGAGUUUUAAGUAUCGCAAAUGUAAAUUUAUUUAUGAAGGCUUUUUAAAAAAUAAACGGUGUUCCUUUG